This is a messenger RNA of Macaca mulatta (Rhesus monkey), 2083 nucleotides long. Lineage: Eukaryota; Metazoa; Chordata; Mammalia; Primates; Cercopithecidae. The record is from RefSeq and is a predicted model, not a curated record.
AAAGGGGUCUGAGCAGCACGCCUCAGUCUGAAAAGUGCUGUGUUACGUCAGCGGAAGGAGGUGUCCCAGAUCUUCUCAGCUGUCUUGGUACCAGCCUUCCCAGUCUUCUUACCCACACUCAGCCAUAAUGCCUCGGGGUCAGAAGAGUAAGCUCCGUGCCCGUGAGAAACGCCAGGAGACCCAUGGUCAGCCACAGGGUCUCACAGGUCCCCAGGUCACUGCAGAGAAGCAAGAAGAGUCCCACUCUUCCUCAUCCUCUUCUCACGAUUGUCUGGGGACUCGUCGUAGGUCUUCUGAUGCCUCCGUUCCUCAGGAGUCUCAGGGAGUGUCACCCACUGGGUCUCCUGAUGCAGUUGUUUCAUGCUUAAAAUCUGAUGUGGCUGCUAAGGGCCAAGAUGAGAAAAGUGCAAGCACCUCCCCCAAAGCCUCCAUUCCUCAGGAGUCUCAGGGAGUUUCACCCACUGGCUCUCCUGAUGCAGGUAUUUCAUGCUCAAAAUCUGAUGUGGCUGCCAAGGGCCAAGAUGAGAAAAGUGCAAGCACCUCCCUUGAAGCCUCCAUUCCCCAGGAGUCUCAGGGAGCUUCACCCACUGGCUCUCCUGAUGCAGGUGUUUCAUGCUCAAAAUCUGAAGUGGCUGUCAAGGGUCAAGAUGAGAAAAGUCCGAGCACCUCCCCUGAUGCCUCCAUUUCUCAGGAGUCUCAGGGAGCUUCACCCACUGGCUCUCCUGAUGCAGGUGUUUCAUGCUCAAAAUCUGAAGUGGCUGUCAAGGGUCAAGAUGAGAACAGUCCGAGCACCUCCCCUGAUGCCUCCAUUUCUCAGGAGUCUCAGGGAGCUUCACCCACUGGCUUUCCUGAUGCAGGUAUUUCAGGCUCAAAAUAUGAUGUGGCUGCCAAGGGUCAAGAUGAGGAAAGUGUAAGAGCCUCACAGAAAGCCAUCAUUUUUAAGCGCUUAAGCCAAGAUCCUCUAAAGAGGAAGGCGUGCGCAUUGGUGCAAUUGCUGCAGGAGAAGUUUGAGAAGAAAGAGUCCAUUUUGAAGGCAGACAUGCUGAAGCGUGUUGGCAAACGUUACAAGCACUACUUCCCUGAGAUCCUCAACAGAACCUCCGAACGUUUGGCGGUGGCCUUUGGCGUUGAAUUGAAAGAAAUGGAUUCCAGCGGCGAGUCCUACACCCUUGUUAGCAAGCUGGGUCUCUCCAGUGAAGGAAUUCUGAAUGAUGCUAAGGGGCUGCGGAAGUCGGGUCUCCUGAUGUCGGUCCUGGGUGUGAUCUUCAUGAAAGGUAACCGUGCCACUGAAGAGGAGGUCUGGGAGUUCCUGAGUUGUUUGGGGAUCUAUGCUGGGAUGACACACCCAAUCUAUGGGGAUCCCCAGAAGCUCAUUACUGAGGAUUUGGUGCAAGAUAAGUACGUGGUUUACCGGCAGGUGCGCAACAGUGAUCCUCCACGCUAUGAGUUCCUGUGGGGUCCACGAGCCCAUGCUGAAACCACCAAGAUGAAAGUCCUGCGUGUUUUGGCCAAGAGCAAUAACACCAGCCCUGGUUUAUACCCCCAUCUGUAUGAAGACGCUUUGAUGGAUGAGGUAGAGAGAGCAUUGAGACUGAGAGCUUAAGGCAGAACUGGCACUAUUCCCUUGGCCAGGGCACCUUAUGGGGCCACAUCCUACAGAUCCUCCCAUUUCUAGGGAGGUCUGAAUUAGAAUUUUCGCUUUAUGUUAGAAGAGAGUAAUGAGCCUUCUAAGUACUGCAGUAUAGUAGAGGCUGGAGGGAACAAGAUAUAUCUCUUUCUUUUGUCUUGUUAUACAUGAGUAACUUGUAGAUUUAUGUUUUAUUUCUUUGUCAAUUUUUAAGAUUGUUUCUGUUAAGUGAAGGUUUAUUUUGCUUCAGAUUAUACAGUUAUCAAAAACAUAGCUCUCACAUUCAUGGCUGUUUAACCAAUUUGAAAGUUACGGUUUGGGUAUUAAUAAAACAAAAUCACACAACAUAUUUUCGUUGUAAUUCAGAACUAGAUAACAUGGUAAUAGAAAAUGGAUUUUGAUAUGAAUUUUAAGAACUCCACAGUAAAAAAGUUGACAUCAUAAUAUGACGAGAAA